AUGCCUUCGCACAUUCCCAUUGUCAAGAAGAGGACGAAGCACUUCAAGCGUCACCAGUCUGACCGCUACCAUGGUGUCAAGGAGUCCUGGAGGAAGCCCAAGGGUAUCGACAACCGCGUUCGUCGUCGCUUCAAGGGCCAGCUCCCCAUGCCCAAGAUCGGUUACGGCUCGAACAAGAAGACCCGCCACCUGAUCCCCUCUGGCCACAAGGAGGUCCUCGUCCACAACCUCGCCGACCUCGAGCUCCUUCUCAUGCACUCGAACCAGUACGCCGCUGCCAUCGCCCACGGUGUCUCGUCCAAGAAGCGCAUUGAGAUCCUCUCGCGCGCCAAGAUCCUCGGCGUCAAGGUCACCAACGCCGCCGCCAAGCUCCGCACUGAGGAGGCCUAA
Molecule: messenger RNA, 390 nt
Organism: Trichosporon asahii var. asahii CBS 2479
Lineage: Eukaryota; Fungi; Basidiomycota; Tremellomycetes; Trichosporonales; Trichosporonaceae
Product: protein component of the large (60S) ribosomal subunit, Rpl32p
Exons: 2
Coding region: 1-390 (129 amino acids)
Biological process (GO): translation
Cellular component (GO): ribosome; cytosolic large ribosomal subunit
Molecular function (GO): structural constituent of ribosome
Source: RefSeq, a predicted model, not a curated record